CUGUGCGUAAAGGCUGUCGUUGUGCUUAUCGUAGUGCGUAAGUCAACGUAAAAACCUCAGCGAUAGAAGGGGAAUGUCGGCUUGUGAAUGAUAGGUAUUUGAGAAGCGGCAGGGAGUGAGACGCUAUGGCUCAGCAGAAGAAUCUGGAAGGAUAUGUUGGCUUUGCAAGCCUUCCCAACCAAGUGUACAGGAAGUCUGUCAAGAGGGGGUUUGAGUUCACCCUGAUGGUCGUGGGUGAAUCUGGAUUGGGCAAAUCCACGUUGAUCAACUCUCUGUUCCUAACAGACCUGUAUUCAGCAGAGUAUCCUGGACCUUCACAUCGAAUCAAAAAGACCGUACAGGUGGAGCAGUCAAAAGUUUUAAUAAAAGAAGGGGGCGUCCAGCUGCUGCUCACAAUAGUGGACACCCCAGGGUUUGGAGAUGCUGUCGACAACAGCAACUGCUGGCAGCCAAUCAUCGACCACAUAGACAGCAAGUUCGAAGACUAUCUAAAUUCAGAAUCACGGGUGAAUAGAAGACUGAUGCCUGAUAGCCGAAUCCACUGCUGCCUGUACUUUAUAGCUCCCUCAGGACAUGGACUGAAACCUCUGGACAUCGAGUUCAUGAAGCGGUUGCACGAGAAAGUCAAUGUCAUCCCACUGAUCGCCAAAGCAGACACUCUCACUCCAGAGGAAUGCCAACAGUUCAAGAAGCAGAUAAUGCGAGAAAUCCAAGAGCACAAAAUCAAGAUUUAUGAGUUCCCUGAAACAGACGAUGAAGAGGAGAACAGGCUGGUGAAAAAGAUCAAGGACAAGUUGCCGCUGGCUGUCGUAGGAAGUAACACCAUCAUCGAGGUGAACGGAAAAAGGGUCAGAGGGAGACAGUAUCCCUGGGGGGUUGCUGAAGUUGAAAACUGUGACCAUUGUGACUUCACCAUUCUUAGGGACAUGCUCAUCAGAACUCACAUGCAGGACCUGAAAGACGUGACAAACAACGUCCACUAUGAAAACUACCGCAGCAGGAAACUGGCUGCUGUCACCUACAAUGGAGUGGACAACAACAGGGCUAAAGGACAACUGUCCACCAAAUUUGACACAGUUGAAGGAAUGAGCCCCCUGGCCCAGAUGGAGGAGGAGAGGAGAGAGCACGUAGCCAAGAUGAAGAAGAUGGAGAUGGAGAUGGAGCAGGUGUUCGAGAUGAAAGUCAAAGAAAAAGUGCAGAAGCUCAAAGACUCUGAAGCAGAGCUCCAACGACGUCACGAACAGAUGAAGAAGAACCUGGAGGCUCAGCACAAGGAGCUGGAGGAGAAGAGACGUGUGUUUGAAGAGGAGAGGGCAAACUGGGAGACCCAGCAGCGCCUGGAGCAGCAGAAGCUGGAGGCCUCCAGGACUCUGGAGAAGAACAAAAAGAAAGGAAAGAUCUUUUAAAGACCAGCGGCUGGACCACCACCCACAAUCCAAUUGUUUUUUUCAUAUGCCAAAUGUUCUUUGGGCCAGCGCACACACACAUACACACUCUCACACUUACUUCUGCUUCACCUUCUUCCUCCAAACCCUCUUUUCACUGCCAGUACAGCUUAGCUCCCACCCACCAGAGGGCGUUACUGGGAGCACUGUAGGUUGAGGACAGCCGAAAGUGGGGGAUGAAGCAGAGGGGGAGGAGUCGACAGGCUGCCAUCACCGCAGAGGGUCCUCCCCCUUCUCUGUUGCUGCCUCCAGACUGGUCUUCAUCGCACAGUUGUUUUUUUUUAGCUUAACAGCUGAAAAACUACAAGGUCAGUUAAGAAAAUUAAAAAAAAAAAGUCAAGACCCACUUUAUUAUUAUUUUAAUUAUUAUAUUAUUGUUGAUGUUAUAAUUAUUAUUAUUGCUGUUGUAACUAAAUCCUGACACCCACCUACACUUCACUAGUUAUUUUUUAUUAUUAUUAUUACUUCCUCCCUCCUGCUUUAAACAACCCAUGUUAAAAUUUUAAGGAGUGGGAAAAACAAAUCUGUUAUAACCUGUUGAUGUCUCACUGUUGUUCAAUCAUACUCUGAUGGAUUGUAUUUGUUUACAUGAAAAACAAACAGUAAAGUAACAUUAUGAGGAUAGACAAGUUCUAAAUCUUUACAGAACAGCACUGAUGCAUCAGUCCGCUGCAGAGCUUUAAAAACCAUUUGUGUAAAAAGAUCUACGCUUAAAAAUGACAUUCAGCCAGCCUUUCCCAACAGGAGUGUGAGGACUUUAUUUGCUCACCUUCUCAGUCUCAGCCCAUUAAAAAGUGUAAUAGUUGAAUUCACCCUGCAUCAGUUGUCGAUACAUUGCUGCCCACAUCAUUGUGUUCCAGUGUUAUUGUUAGCAGCUCCUGUGUCUGAGCUGAAAACACAGAUUUUUUUUUCUUUCUCUCUCGACCGUUCCUGUUUUCCGUGUUAGAAAAACAAAAAUCAUUAAUCUUCCCUAUCAAUACCUGUUAAAGGAAGUUUUUUUUUUUUUUAGCAAUGUGUGGCACCAUAAGGGUUUUCCAUAUGGAAAAGGCAGCAUUUGUAUGUGAAAUCCUAGACUCGUGCAGGUGUGGGUUAUGUGUGCGUUGAUGAGAAACAUAAACCUUUUACUGUGCGUCAAUAUCUAUCCUAAUUGAACUUUCCAUUCAAUCUUUGGUUUUCCUGGUAAAUGGCUAACCUUUGUCCUGUGAAACAAAUAGCAAAAUAAUAUGAAACACACGAAUGUCAGCUUGUCAAGACUAGGACUUAAUGUGUGACAAAAACAUCCGUUUACAUGUCCUUGAUAUGAAACAAUCCUUUUCUGUAUUUACUUAAAUGAAACAUUGUCAGAAUUUUUUUUAAAGCACCGUGGGGCUUUAUUUUAAUAUUUUCAAAAAAGGCUAAAGUUUCUGUUAUUUUUUUUUCCUGAAAUGUUAAUGCUUCAUUUAAUCCUGUCCUUAUCAAUCCUUACAAUAUCUCCACUAGCCUCGGACCAUUUAUAACAUCAAGUGUUACACAUUGUUUCACCUUAGUUUAUUUUUAUAUAUAUAAUUACAUAUGUAUAAUGUACAUAUAUAUAUGUAUGUACCAAGCCAGCUGAAGUAAUCACAUGUUUUUUAUGUACGUUUUAGAAAAUUCUCAGAAACUCGAUGGCAGCGUCCACUGUUUAGGAAGAAAUUCAAAAUAAAAACAUUUUGACUUUUAAAAAAAA
Cynoglossus semilaevis (tongue sole) is the source of this 3150-nucleotide messenger RNA. It is a transcript of the gene septin7b, whose product is annotated as septin 7b. The coding region runs from base 126 to 1406 and encodes 426 amino acids. The record is from RefSeq and is a predicted model, not a curated record. Lineage: Eukaryota; Metazoa; Chordata; Actinopteri; Pleuronectiformes; Cynoglossidae. Gene Ontology annotation, molecular function: GTP binding. The transcript has 15 exons. Gene Ontology annotation, cellular component: septin complex.